AUGUUUUCCCAAACCACACUCCUGUUGGCCCUUGCCGCCAGUGCCACAGCUCACAUGAGGAUGGACCACCCCAAGCCAUACGGUUUCGACAGUCUCACGAGCUCACCAUUAGAGCCUGCCGACUUUCCAUGCAAGCAACGUCCCGGUGUAUACGACGUCACACAGAUGAACCAGUGGAACGCUGGAGAGACCCAAACAGUCUCUUUCCUUGGCUCUGCUGUUCACGGUGGUGGAUCAUGCCAGUUUUCCAUCACCACUGACCAACAGCCAUCCGAGUCUUCCCAAUGGAAAGUCAUCCACAGUGUUGUUGGUGGCUGCCCGUCAAACGCCACCGGCAACCUGCAGGAGAAUCCAGAUGGCACCCAGGCUGCUACUUUCCCUGUCACCAUGCCCGACAACAUUCCUGACGGUCAAUACACUUUUGCAUGGACCGGGCUCAACAAGGUCGGCAACCGCGAGUUCUACAUGAACUGUGCGCCCAUUCAGGUUGGAAGUGGCACCGGAAAGGCAUCUACCGCAAGCGCUUCUGAGGCCCUUUCGUCUCUACCUGAUAUGUUUGUCGCCAAUCUGCCUGCCACUUCUUGCACUACCUCAGAGAAUGAAGACUUCAACUACCCCAACCCUGGUCAAAGCAUUGCGGAAGGCAACGGUGCUUCAUUGGGAGACACCCUCACUGGUGCUGGCUGCGCGACCAUGACCAAGAUGGGCGCUGGCAACGGUCAAAUUGGAUCGCCUACUAAGCCUGAUGCUUCGCAACCCGCAGCCAGCGAAGCCCCUGCUGCCACCUCUGGUUACGCCGCACCGCCUGCAUCUAGCGAGGCCCCUGCUGCUACUUCUGGAUACGCUGCUCUGCCCUCUAACGGUGGUGGUGUCUUCGCUCCUGGUGCUUCUUCCGCCCCCGCUGCUGAGCCCACUGCUCCUGUUGCUGCCCCUACUCCUACCUACGGCGCCGAGCAGCCGAGCAGCGUUCCCGAACAGCCAGCCUCUAGCGCAGCCCCUCAAGUCCCUGACAACAGCACUCCUAGCGCCCCCGCCAGCGGCAGUGACUGCACUCCUUGUGACAACGAUGGCGCUGUUGUCUGCAUGGGCGAGAACCAAUUCGGUCUUUGCAACCGCGGAUGUGCUGUGCCUCAAGCUCUUGCCAACGGUAUGUCUUGCUCUGCCGGAGCUGUCGUUGCCACCGCUUCCCUCAAGCGAUCACCCAAGUUCCCUCGCGCCCACCUCCACCGCCGCCACGGCUCGUCUCUCUUCAUCUAA
Molecule: messenger RNA, 1257 nt
Organism: Alternaria arborescens
Lineage: Eukaryota; Fungi; Ascomycota; Dothideomycetes; Pleosporales; Pleosporaceae
Exons: 1
Coding region: 1-1257 (418 amino acids)
Source: RefSeq, a predicted model, not a curated record